AAUACGUUGUUAAUAAAUAAAAUAUAAUAAUUAUAAAUCAUUAUAAGUUUAAUCAUUAAUAUUUCAUUAUUAAUUAUUACGUUAUAAGCAAAAUAAAAAUGUUUAACAAAUCAAUUAAGUGCUUUUUAAUAAUUUUAAUAAUAAAUAUUGUCUGCGUUUUAACCGAGAAUUUAGGGACCGCUGGUAACCCUAGAGGACAACAUUGCCGUGGAUUUAAUGCUCAAGAAAUACCUAUGCGCUUACCCGACGCCCUAUAUCGGCAGCUUAGACCGGGCUGACCGGUGCAAACAGCUAUUCCCUAAGUUCAACAACACAGGCACCGCCAAACUGAGCUUUGUCGGUCAAAACACGUACAACAAUCCGUGUAAAGUUGAGUGUGCCCUGUGCGAGGAAGAGCUGCCAACCAACAAGGACAAUAAUCUACGUUCGUACCCAGCUCAUAUGUCGCAGAAAGAAGACAUUAUUCAAUGCCAAGAGUCAGUGGAGGUGUUUGAACAAUAUAUGGAGGAUGGUGUCAAAUGUGGACCAUAUCAUGUGUGCGACAACCUGUGCUGCGUCGCCCACCCGGAGCUGUUCCCGAGAGCGCACAAACGGCGCGCCACCACAACCACACCGACCCCGCAGGACAUACCAGACCACUGGACUCAGCCGCUGCCUUGUGACGAGGCCGGCUUUUUCCGCAACCCUAACGAUUGUACCAAGUUCUAUCGGUGCCACUCAAUUAGUAGCAAGGGCAAAUUUACCCGCACCCUCUUCAAUUGCAAUCCGUUGGACACUGUGUUCGAUGAGUCAUUCGGAGUGUGUGUCGCGCCCGAAGACACUGACAAUUGCGAUGACAUUUUUGGCCGCUAUUAAUGAACUUA
This is a messenger RNA of Medioppia subpectinata, 863 nucleotides long. Lineage: Eukaryota; Metazoa; Arthropoda; Arachnida; Sarcoptiformes; Oppiidae. The record is from the annotation of a GenBank genome assembly.